This is a messenger RNA of Pseudo-nitzschia multistriata, 908 nucleotides long. NCBI's taxonomy places the organism in Eukaryota, Bacillariophyta, Bacillariophyceae, Bacillariales, Bacillariaceae. The record is from the annotation of a GenBank genome assembly.
UAUUWCGAUUGCCUGCUUCGUGCGAUAUAAUAUCCACUUCAUUGCAACUACGCUACWAGAUCAGCUUACAAUUACAUAACAACACGACCAUGUUCAUCAGUCGUAGYUUCGUGSCAAUUGUGGUCAYGGCUUGCCUUCUCAUCACGACAAACGAUGCCUUUUCGACACAUUCGCUGCCGCAGGCUKCCAUCCGUUCACGACAGGGACAAUCGGUUGCGCAUUCGUCCCUCUACGCCGGAAAAGGAGACGCAACUCURAAGCGAGURUCCGAAGAAGACGAGGGCGUUCCGAUUCCCUUYUUGGACCGAUCCCAGAACAGCUUUAUUGAAUGCUACGCAGAUUCGAUCAUCACGGUCGAUGGCGUSGAGUACACGAUUGGCGUUCCCUGUGAUUACUGUGUCGCCCUGUGCUAUUUCGAGGGCGAAAACCUGCUUCCAGUGGAAUUGGACGAUGAUCUCAUGGACGAUAUCUUUCCCAUCGCCGAAAACAUUGUCGAGGAAGAAUUCGAAGAAGAAUUGACCCUGCAACGAACACCCCAAACACUGACCCUUGUCGGAGAAUUGGAGGACGACGAUGAAGAGCUAGAAGACGACGAUGACGACGACGAUGACAGCGAUGAGGAGCAGGUUGAAGUGUUGAUGACGUUCGAUCACCGAGGCAAAGAGUUCAAUCUUGUUAGGCUGUUGGAUCCGGUUCUSUUGGUUGGGAAGCCCGAUGCCGAUCGAGCCGACUUGCGGAUGCUUUUGACUCCCAAGGAAUCCGAAAAAAUAAUGCCCAUUCUCGAAAAGACGUUCUUAAMCUUUCACGACGAUGUACUGCCGUGAGCGGGGAGCUGCCGUCGGAAUCUAUCAUUGGCCAUAGCAAACGUAGGGACGGAAGAGCAGAAUCAAUAAUAUACUUUCUCAUGU